AUGUCUGAAUCUGUUAUUCUCGUUACUGGUGGCUCUGGUCUUGUUGGCAAGGCUAUCGAAUGGGUUAUUGAAAACGACAAGUCUGAACGUUAUGGCAAGCGCCCUGGCGAAAAGUGGAUCUUUUUGACAUCCAAGGACGGCGAUCUCAGAAAGGCUGAGGAUACUAAGGCUAUCUUUGAAAAGUACAAGCCUACUCACGUCAUCCAUCUUGCUGCUAUGGUGGGUGGUCUCUUCAAGAACAUGAAGUACAAGCUCGACUUUUUGCGUGAAAACAUGCUUAUCAACGAUAACGUUCUCGAGACAUCCAAGCAAUACAACGUCAAGAAGGUCGUGUCUUGUUUGUCGACUUGCAUUUUCCCCGAUAAGACCACUUAUCCUAUCGAUGAAACCAUGGUCCACAAUGGCCCUCCUCACGAAUCUAACUUUGGCUAUGCUUAUGGCAAGCGUAUGAUUGAUGUUCAAAACCGUGCUUAUCAUGACCAAUAUGGCUGCAACUUCACUUCAGUCAUUCCUACCAACGUCUUUGGUCCCCAUGAUAACUAUUCGCUCGAGGACUCUCACGUCUUGCCUGGUUUGACCCACAAGUGCUACUUGGCUCAAAAGAAUGGCACUCCCUUCGUUGUUAGUGGCACUGGUAAGCCCCUUCGUCAAUUCAUCUAUUCUCGUGAUCUUGCCAAGCUCUUCAUUUGGACUUUGCGUGAAUACCAAGAAAUUGAUCCCAUCAUCUUGUCUGUUGGUGAGAAGGAUGAGGUUUCUAUCAAGGAUGUUGCUGACGCCAUUGUCAAGGCACUCAAGUUCGAGGGUGAUUACUCGUUCGAUACCUCUCGUGCCGAUGGCCAAUACAAGAAGACUGCCAGCAACGAGAAGCUCAUGAAGUACAUUCCUGAUUUCGAGUUUACUCCUUUCGAGCAAGCUGUGCAAGAAUCCGUUGACUGGUUUGUUGCCAACUAUGACACUUGCCGCAAGUAA
Lichtheimia ornata is the source of this 969-nucleotide messenger RNA. RefSeq lists its product as uncharacterized. The transcript is spliced from 8 exons. Gene Ontology annotation, biological process: nucleotide-sugar biosynthetic process. Gene Ontology annotation, molecular function: GDP-L-fucose synthase activity. NCBI's taxonomy places the organism in Eukaryota, Fungi, Mucoromycota, Mucoromycetes, Mucorales, Lichtheimiaceae. Bases 1 to 969 code for a protein of 322 amino acids. The record is from RefSeq and is a predicted model, not a curated record.